This is a messenger RNA of Trichechus manatus latirostris (Florida manatee), 2747 nucleotides long. RefSeq names its product PRKR interacting protein 1 (gene PRKRIP1). Gene Ontology annotation, molecular function: protein kinase binding; double-stranded RNA binding; protein kinase inhibitor activity. The record is from RefSeq and is a predicted model, not a curated record. The coding region runs from base 18 to 578 and encodes 186 amino acids. Gene Ontology annotation, biological process: negative regulation of protein kinase activity. NCBI's taxonomy places the organism in Eukaryota, Metazoa, Chordata, Mammalia, Sirenia, Trichechidae. Gene Ontology annotation, cellular component: nucleolus. The transcript has 6 exons.
GAAGCAGGAAAGCUGCCAUGGCGAGCUCAGCCGCCUCGUCGGUGCGACCGCCCAGGCCCAAGAAAGAGCCGCAGGCGCUCGUCAUUCCCAAGAAUGCGGCGGAGGAGCAGAAGCUCAAGCUGGAACGGCUCAUGAAGAACCCGGACAAAUCAGUUCCAAUUCCAGAAAAAAUGAGUGAAUGGGCACCUCGACCGCCACCAGAAUUUGUCCGAGAUGUUAUGGGUUCGAGUGCUGGGGCCGGCAGUGGAGAGUUCCACGUGUACAGGCACCUGCGCCGUAGAGAAUACCAGCGACAAGACUACAUGGAUGCCAUGGCUGAGAAGCAAAAAUUGGAUGCAGAGUUUCAGAAGAGACUAGAAAGGAACAGAAUUGCUGCAGAGGAGCAGACUGCAAAGCGUCGGAAGAAGCGUCAGAAGUUAAAAGAGAAGAAAUUAUUGACAAAGAAGAUGAAACUUGAACAGAAGAAACAAAAAGAAGGAUCCAGUCUAUCCCAGGAGCAGCAGUCCAGUAGCUCUGAGGAGGCGUCUGGAACAGAGGAGGAGGAAGAGGAUGAGCCCAGCUUCAUCAUGAGGCGAUGACGAUGUUUGCCACAGCAGCUGUCUAGAACUUGUGACCAGGGCCUCAGAAACCCUCCACACGACCAGAAGGGAAAGGAGGCUCUGUUUGGACUUAGCUCCCCUCUCCCUCAGGACUGGCUAGAUGGAGAGCCUGUGCGCACAUCCCUCCCCUCAGCAGGACUCGGCCCGUGGGACAGAGAGGGCUGUCUGCUGCACAUUCCAGGACGCUGCACAUUCCAGGACACUGCACGCGGGCUCAUCCUUGUUCCUGCUAAAGGGGAAAAUGUAUAGCUUCCUGCCACUGGUGUGUGUUUUCACAUGUUUGAACAGUGAUAAGUUUGGGGCUGGUUUCUAUGAAAGGAACUUUGACUCGGUAAAGAACAGAAAACCUUUAGGUUUUGUUUGGACAUGUGAAACAUUAAUUACAAAAGCUGCAGGGAAUGCUGAAAAAUGACAUAGUAGAGGUGGGGCCUCAAGAGUUCCUGUUAAAUGGACCAGACUUGAGGAAGGAAGUGGGCUUGGCUCUCAGUUAACCCCAUUGCAGGGUGCCUGGCCCCCAUCUCCUUCAGUGGAGGGAGCAUCGCCCCCCUGCCCCCAAGAGCUCCUGGACACAGGUGUGGAUGGGGAAGGCCCAGAGUGUGUACAGGGACACGCAGGUGGCCAGGGCAGAACCGUUGGGCUGAGCCCUAGGAAAGGAGACUUGACAUGUGAAAUGGCCCUUUUGGAGAACAGCUGGAGACUAGAAAAAUAAGCAGGGGAGAGAAUCCAGGUUGGGCCGAACCAUAGUAGGGGACAUGGGGAAUGUUAGCCAAACUGGGUAGGGGUGGGGGAUGAAUUGGCCAGAAGCUGCUUUUUCAUCCUGAAGUCAAGGGAAUCUAAGCAGAAAAGGGACCAAAAGAGACUUGACCUGGACCUGUGGGUGGAACUGUUGAAACUAAAGCCCUUCAGAUCUUUCCCUCUUCAGGCCUUCAACUUGGGUCACAUAGGCCAGGGUCAGAAGGGAGUGCCCACAGAGACCAGGAGGCUUGGUGAGAGAGGCCAGGACUCCCGCUGUAUGUACCUGGAUGAGUGCAGCCCCAAGCCAGUUCCCACAUACUGGCCCAGAGUGGAACGGGUGCCUCUAGAGUGCAGGGUGCUGCGCUGUAGGUAUAUGGGAGGUGACUGAGGUCAGCCUUUGACGUUGAGCACCUUCAGGCCAAUGCUAGGGACAAAGACAUUUUCUGAUUAGAGCCUUUGCUUGCUUUUUUGAUUAUUUAUCUCCAGCCCCAAGUUCCUAAGUGUAUUUUGUGCCUUUUAUGGCAUUUGAUAGUGUUAAGGAAAUGUCGGUUUUGAGUGAAGGGAAACCAAGACACAAUUUACUUUUCUUUCACUUCUAUAGUAUAGAUUUCCCCAGCCCCACCCUGAGCCAUGCUACUUCUAUGAUCACAAUUGUCCAUUCAGUGGUUCAGGUCACAGGAAUUUUUCUUUUCCAGAAAGCUGAGAUGGAGAAGCAGCCCUAAUAAAUUAGCACACAUCCUGGCCGGACAUUUUGAAACCCGCGUUUCUCUUGUCUUGUCAGGGACUGGCUGGUUGGUUUUGUGUUUUGUUUCUACUUCUGCUAUCUUUGAGCUGUUGGUUUCCUUAUCAUCCCCCAAAGUAUAUGUCACAGCUCUUGCUUAGAAUCUGCAGCCUGACUUUCCUGGGUGUUCUCUUCAGUGCCCGAGGCUCCUGAGGCUGCCCAAAGGCCUGGUUUUGACUCCUGACCCUGCCUCUGAUGAAUCAGGGGACUCUGGGCAAGUCACUUUCUGCCUCUGCCCAGUUUACCUGCCCCAUUAUUUGCAUCUGAAUAUUCUUUGUUCUUCAGUUAAGUUUCCCAUGUGGAUUUACCAGACAAGAUUGAAAAAUGCAGAAAGGGACAGAAACUUGCCCAGGGCACCCAACAAGUAAGUGGUAGAGCUGGAAUGUGAACCCAGGCAAUGACUCCAGAAUCAUGCUUCCCAGCCCCUCUACACACUGCUGGGCUGCUUUGCCAAGGAACACUAUUGGGUCAGUCUUAGAUGCUGCUGUUUUGGUGCCAGGGCUAUGGGCUGCAGGCCCUCCCUUAAGGAGCACCCUGGCGCAUUUGUGUGUGUGUGUGUGUGCACGCAUGUAAUACAAUAUAAUUUGUUGUUAGUUGCCAUCAAGUUGGCUCUAACUCCUGAAGGCCUUAUG